Molecule: messenger RNA, 977 nt
Organism: Daldinia loculata
Lineage: Eukaryota; Fungi; Ascomycota; Sordariomycetes; Xylariales; Hypoxylaceae
Exons: 2
Coding region: 273-788 (171 amino acids)
Source: RefSeq, a predicted model, not a curated record
CGGCCUAAUAUCCUUGAUUAAAAUCUUUAGUUCGUCCUCCUAGCUGGGAUAGUUAACAUGAGAUUGUGAUAGUAUGAGUCAAGAGCAAAUAUUGGAUAAGAUAUGAUCUCGGCUCAUAACUUUCAGUUUAGAAAUAUGCUUAACCUUGUUAGAUUUAAAUCCUGUGCCUGAAUGAUUAUAUAAAUUAUCCAUACCGCCUUGUUGAUUGAGCUCGAGCACUUGUUAACUUUCUUAGAUUCCUCAACCAGUGAAACUUCAAGUGCUUCGACAAUAUGUAUAACCUUAACGCAAUUCUUGCUGCUUUUCUCGUCGCUUCGACGGCCGUUGCGCAAACAUUGCCGCCGUCUCCGACCGCAUCUGUGGGGUGUCAUCCUCAUGGUGAUCAUUGGCAUUGCGAUGGGCCAGCUUCAAUCACUGUCCCUGUAACUAUAUCCAGCACUCAUAAUAACGAAACCUCCAAAACCCUUGCGCCAAGUCCCACGGAGUCUAUCGGUUGCGAACCCCACGGAGAUCAUUGGCAUUGUGAUGCUCCUGCAUCGGCGACUGCCUCAAGUACAAGCUCUGCGACUAGUGAUCAUCAUGGCGAGGGAACUGGGAGCCUGGCACCCAGCCCAACAGAGUCUGUUGGUUGUGAGCCGCACGGGGACCACUGGCACUGUGAUGGGCCUGCUGUGGCCGAAACUACAUCAUCCACACAGCCCAUAGAAACAGCCGGCGUUGGAAAAGUAGGAGUUGGUAGCAUUGCGAUACUAGGAGGCUUAUUCGCAGUUGCAGGAAUGGGUUUCUGAUAGGCAAUGUUGAUCGCAGACUGGAUUGCGGCAAGCUGGAUGGCAUUAUACUCCUAGUCAAGCUGGAAGACAACAUUGUUAAUUUUAAGCUUAGGUACAUGAUACUUUUGUUACGGCUAUAUUCGACAACAAUAUGCAUCUCAGUAUAUGAUCUUGCGUCGUGCAUAUAUCAAUGCACCAUCUCGUUGG